AUGUCGUCGGCGAUUGGAUGUUCUUCUCUCAAAACUACUCAUCAAGUUAGGGUGCGAAAAUGGAGGUCACCCAGAGCAGCUGUGGUGUCCGAUUUCCAUCUCCCAAUGCGUAGUUAUGAAGUUAAAAAUAGGACAAACGUGGACGAGAUAAAGACUCUCCGGCUAAUAACGGCCAUCAAAACUCCAUACCUUCCCGACGGCCGCUUCGACUUGGAGGCAUACGACACGCUCGUCAACAUGCAAAUCGAGGGUGGAGCCGAAGGGGUUAUCGUGGGCGGGACCACAGGUGAGGGUCAACUCAUGUCGUGGGACGAGCACAUCAUGCUCAUCGGCCACACGGUCAACUGCUUCGGCAGCUCGGUCAAAGUCAUCGGCAACACCGGAAGCAACUCGACUCGCGAAGCCAUCCACGCAACCGAGCAAGGCUUUGCCGUCGGCAUGCACGCUGCCCUUCACAUCAACCCUUACUACGGAAAAACUUCCCUCGACGGCUUAACCCUCCAUUUCGAGAGUGUCCUCCACAUGGGCCCCACCAUAUUAUACAAUGUCCCUUCCCGAACGGGCCAAGAUAUUCCAUCGGACGUUGUUCGGGACUUGGCCAGAAGCCCGAAUCUUGCGGGUGUGAAGGAGUGUGUGGGACAUGCACGGGUCGAUGAGCACGUGAGCAACGGGCUCGUCGUGUGGAGUGGGAACGAUGACGAGUGCCACGACUCGAGGUGGGAUCAUGGGGGCAGAGGGGUAAUUUCAGUCGUGAGCAAUUUGAUUCCGGGGUUGAUGAGGGAGCUGAUGUUUGGGAGGAGGAAUCCGGAGUUGAACGAGAGGGUUUUGCCUCUUGUGAAGUGGCUGUUCGAGGAGCCGAACCCGAUCGGGCUGAACACGGCUCUGGCCCAACUUGGGGUCGUGAGGCCCGUUUUUCGGCUACCAUAUGUGCCGCGUGCGGUGGAGAAGAGGGUGGAGUUUGUGAAGAUUGUCGAGGAGCUCGGGAGGGAGAAUUUCAUCGGCGCCAAGGAGGUUCGGGUUUUGGACGAUGACGAAUUUGUGUUGAUCGGCCGAUACUAG
This is a messenger RNA of Striga hermonthica, 1059 nucleotides long. The record is from the annotation of a GenBank genome assembly. Lineage: Eukaryota; Viridiplantae; Streptophyta; Magnoliopsida; Lamiales; Orobanchaceae.